Effrenium voratum is the source of this 336-nucleotide messenger RNA. Lineage: Eukaryota; Dinophyceae; Suessiales; Symbiodiniaceae. The record is from the annotation of a GenBank genome assembly.
AUGGCUGAGCUCAACCUGGCCAAGCAGCGCACCGCGGACCGGGUGGCGCGGGAGAAGGUGAUGGCGACCGUGCAGACCACGAAGCGCCAGGACAGCUCCAAGGAAACCGCUGGCUCCGGCUCGGUGCCCUCGAUCCAGCGCCAGCCCACGAACGGCACCUUGGAAGGCGGAGAGAGCGUGAUGAGCUCACACCUGAGUUUGAACAAGGACGAGGAGGAGGAAGAGGAGGACGAUUUGCAGCAGGUGGAUGUGUCUUCCUCCUCGGAGGAGGAAGUGUACAAGCACCUUGGCUCAGAUGUUCGGGUUCGGCCCUCGCAGAAACUUGCGAACUGCUGA